CCUUAAUUCAGGCUCCAAGAUUAGUUUUUGGUAUGAUGUAUGGACUCCUCUUGGCCAACUCCUGCAGUACAUUGGUCCAACUGGACCUCGAGCUUUGAGGAUCCCCUUGCUAGCAACAGUGGCUGACGCUUGUUCCCUAACAGGCUGGCGACUUCCCUCCCCUCGAUCCCAGGAAGCUCUAACCUUGCAGAUCCAUCUCACAACAAUUCCACUCCCAUCGCUUACUCUUGAUGAUGAUUUCUUUGAAUGGAGAGUUGAAGACUCUUCUGUAACAACGUUCUCUUCUGCGAUCACUUGGCAGGCUCUCCGGCCGCGUGAGGAUGAGAAGCUUUGGGUUGAUUGCGUUUGGUUCAAAGGGGCGGUUCCAAAGCACUCUUUUAACAUGUGGGUAGCAAAUCUUGAUAGACUACCUACCCGGGUCAGAUUAGCGUCAUGGGGUCUGCAAAUUCCCACUACUUGCUGUCUAUGUUCUAGUGAGCCUGAGACCAGAGACCACCUGAUGCUUACUUGCCAAUUUAGCAGGGAGGUUUGGAAGCUAGCACUGGGAAAUUUAAACCCUCCGGUACAGCUCUUCAGGGAUUGGAAUGAGCUUUUGUCUUGGAUCAGAAUGUCAUCGAAACUAAGCCCGUCAAUCCUUAGGAAGUUGGCGACUCAAGCAACUAUCUUUCAUCUCUGGAAACAGAGAAACAACGCUUACCACAACAGCUGUGUGGUUCUUCCUCUUGUGAUCUCGAAAAUGAUUUAUAGGGAUGUGAAGAAUACGAUCUUGGCAAGAAGGAAUAGGAAGCAAUUUCGUACCCUCUUGUCUCUGUGGAUCACUUAAUCUUGUGUAAUGUUACUUUAGUUGCUCUACCUUGUUUUUAUUUGUUUUUGCCGAGGUAGAGUAUUUCUUAGAUUCUACUUUGUAAAAUCUGAACAUCAUUAAUAUGAUAUUAGCAUUCUUAGCAAAAAAAAAAAAACUUGAUACGACAACAACGAGAAUACGUUUUGUCAAUCCAUUAUACCUAAAACGUAACGAUUUUGUUAUUCACUGAUCGCCCUGAUCGUAAAUGUAUUGGUCCAGCAUAUAAAACUCUAGUUAAUUCCCUUGAAAAUUAGAUUGUAAGAAAUAUCUCAAGAGUUUCAAUCAACGUUGGAGAGAAGAUAAGUUUAUAUUAGUUAUUUACUUCGACCUAGUUGCUUUCUAUAUUUCUUUGAAACAUUAGAGAAUAUAAUUUUGAAUUAUAAUUAUCUUGACAGCUCAGGUUAUUUUAUUAGAACGUAUAAUAUAUACAAGUGUAUGGGUUCUUUUUUUUUUUUUACCAAAAAA
Brassica napus (rape) is the source of this 1309-nucleotide messenger RNA. RefSeq lists its product as uncharacterized. The record is from RefSeq and is a predicted model, not a curated record. The coding region runs from base 383 to 823 and encodes 146 amino acids. Lineage: Eukaryota; Viridiplantae; Streptophyta; Magnoliopsida; Brassicales; Brassicaceae. The transcript has a single exon.